Puccinia graminis f. sp. tritici CRL 75-36-700-3 is the source of this 1317-nucleotide messenger RNA. RefSeq lists its product as uncharacterized. The record is from RefSeq and is a predicted model, not a curated record. The transcript has 2 exons. Lineage: Eukaryota; Fungi; Basidiomycota; Pucciniomycetes; Pucciniales; Pucciniaceae. Bases 1 to 1317 code for a protein of 438 amino acids.
AUGAGCAGCAGCAAGUUCAACACUGUCUACGAAAGCCUUCCGCCACCGAUCCCGGCAGCCAUCGAGAUCAUCAGACACAUCCUCGUCUCGCCCUCCUCGCUCUUCGAAGCACCGCUCUCGAGACCAGUGCUCGAGCGGCUUCAAUGGAUCAAACCUUCCCUCGAAGACGAGCGGGAAUCCCACCUCUACUUCAACAACAUGGUCGAUCAUGGCGCCUCGGGGAGGGCCCACGAGCUUCGGAUGGAGCUCAUCCAUGCGGGCCCUUCGGCCUGGCACUUCUGUGCCCCGUCCGAGGUCCACUACAAGGCCGACGAACGCUGUCUCGAUUCGGACGGGUUAUGCGAGAUCUUCAGUCGGGUGACGGUGUGGAAGGCCAGGGACAGCGAUGCGGAAGCGGUCCAGGCGAGGGAGAAGUUGGCGCUGAUCCUGAAGCUUGAAUGCGAUCCACCAGAGCCAGCCGAUCCGACGAAGAAGGGCUCGUGGGAUCACCUCAGUUGGAAGUACUUCGACUUGCAGGACCUUGUCACUCCCGGCCUCGACACUCGACCCUGGUUCGACUCGCCACGCCAAGCGGCCCUCCGUCCGCCCAUCCACCAGAACUCUGGUGGCCCAAAGGAUAGAGAACAAUCGGGAGACGAGGAUGCAGAUUACUGGGCGGGGUUCUCGUCCCGCUCGGACGACUCGUCGAUGACCUCUGGCUCGGAUGGACGCGGGCAGGCUCGGAUCCCCACAGACCCGGCCCUGGCCGCCCGGAUCCGGAACACGCCGCUGUACCGAUCCAAGGCGCCGUCGGUCUGCUCGCCCGCCGCUUCCGACGACCACGUACAACCGCAGGGCACCCCCUCGUUGGGCGGCCCAUCCGGACCCAUAGACCUCCGCGCCAGGAUCGCCAGGACCCCGCUCUUCAAACGCGCCCCCUCCGUCGAAGACUGUGGCCCGCUCAAUUCCGCCCUCCCUGGGAACCCCUCCACUGCCCCCGAUCUCCUUCGCCUGCUCGACGCUGCUCGCAUCGUCAACCUCCCUUCCGAUCCUCCUGUCCGGCCCGCGCCUCCACCCACCCUUCCUCUUCAUCCGCCCCUCAAAUCCUCCCUAGCCCCUCUUCCUCAACCUUCUGGAGCUUCUUCUACAUCACAGAAUGCCCUCCAGGACAAGAUCCUCGACUCCUUGAGAGCCACCUUCCAUCUCUACCGUCUCUGUCUCCACAACCCUGCUUCCCCUUCUUCUUCUUCUUCUUCGGCUCUUUCUGCUGGCGAAUCGUUCGUCGCUUUGGCCCAUCGCGUCGUCAUGCAGGACGCUGCUGGCCUUAAUCAACCCUAG